Messenger RNA from Pogona vitticeps (central bearded dragon), 2401 nucleotides. Its product is annotated as syntaxin-3-like. The record is from RefSeq and is a predicted model, not a curated record. Gene Ontology annotation, cellular component: plasma membrane; SNARE complex; endomembrane system. NCBI's taxonomy places the organism in Eukaryota, Metazoa, Chordata, Lepidosauria, Squamata, Agamidae. Gene Ontology annotation, biological process: vesicle fusion; intracellular protein transport; exocytosis. Gene Ontology annotation, molecular function: SNARE binding; SNAP receptor activity.
CGUGCCACUCACAUCUGGCAUGGAAUCUUGUUUAGCCGGUCUCUGGGCGUCAUGUGAUCAAGAGCAAACGCUGUUUUAGAAGCUUAUUGCCAUAGUCAAUAUUUGCCAUAGUGUUAGGGAGGGAAGUUUUCCUCCUUUCCUUCUCUCCCUUUUUGGAAAGCGACGUCCACUGACGCAAAAGUUCUUAAACUCCCUCCGAAUCCUUGUAAAAGCCGAUGGGUGUGCCCUGGUCACUGCUUCAUCUGGUACGGAUGUUUCCAGCUUCGAGAAGAGCUGAAGAUGAAGGACCGAUUAGAGGAACUGAAGAACCGAGUGAAUGAAGAUAGUGACUACUGGGAGGUGGACGAGACGCUUUCCUUCGACAACCCUGUUUUCAAAGAAGAUGAGGGCAAUGCCAUGGACAAGGUCUUCCAGGAAAUCAGCGCUCUCUCGUCAUCUCUGGAUAAGUUGGAGGAGUUCUCCGAGAACGUUGACAGAAAGCAACAUCAAGUCCUCUGCUGUACCACCGAGGAGAGCAUCUGCGAGGAGAAGAAAGAGCUGCAUAAGAUCAAAGAGGCUUUCACCAGGGAAGCCAAAACCCUCCAGCCGAAGCUCAACAGCAUCCAUGAAUCUCUGGCCAGAGAUGACCGGCAAGGGCUGGCCCUCCACCGCAUCCGCCACAGCCAGCUUUGCGUCCUGAUCAACCGCUACCGGGAGAUUGUCACCUGCCAUUACGCCAAGGAGACCCAGUACGUGGAGAAGCUGAAGGAGCAGAUCAGGAGGCAGACAGAACUGGCCGGAUUGAGCCUCCAGGAAGAAGACCUCAAGCGCCUCGUCGACAGCCCUGUGGCACCACGCAUCGUCGGCCAAGAUCUGGAUGUCCUCAAGGCCAAGCAACAUCUGGCCCUGGCACAGGUGCGCCACCAACAGCUGCUGGACUUGGAAGCUCAGAUCGGUGAGCUACACAGCCUCUUUCUCCACAUGGAGGUCUUGGUCGCAGAGCAAGGGGAGACCAUCAACAGCAUCGAGUACAACGUUCUCCAUACUCUGGACUACAUCUCCCAGUCCAACGAGGAGGUCAAGAAAGCUCUCAAGUAUGAGCGCCAAUCCCGGUUUUCCGCGGCCCUGUCGGCGUUGCUGGGGCUGUGUGCUUGCUGCACAUGCCUCUCGUGCAUGGCUACGCCGAGUGUGGUGCGCUGAGCAGGAAAAGGGGAGAUUCUGGAAUAUCCCUUGAAGAGAAAAGGUCUACCAAGGUUGAACGACAGCACUCUGGAGCAUUUGAUGCACACAUCCUUGUAGACGAGUCCUUGAUGCAAAGGGUGGGUGGUUCCAUUUGGAAAUGCACUUACGUGUUAGGGGACUUUUUUUGUUGCGUUUUUGUGAACGUGAGAAGAUGCUCGUUGGAGGAAGACCAAGAGUGUCACCCUACAGUGAGAGUCCCGUGAAGGUCACAGAAGUGCCAGGUCUCCUCAGUUGUGGAUUAUCGACAACUGCUCUACCACCGAAGGGGGAAAAAAAACUACAGACCCAGCUUUCUAAGGAAAGAACAUUUGACUGAUCAUCGCUUGCAUGUUCCGGACUUCCAGGUAUUCAGCUCUGAAAGAAAGGUACACCUGCCACGUUCUAAGGCAUGUUUCUCAGGUAUUUUUGCCUGUUUAAAAACUGAGUGUUUGCUCAACAGGUACAGUGCUGGCCCUGCCAUUGAAGAGGUUGGUAUCACAGAUGGGGGAAAACAGAAUUCACAAAGACAGGAAUAAGCGUCUGAGACAUUUGGAAAGGCUUUAAAAAAAACCUUUUGGUCCUAGCCGGAUGGACGGAUCUUUCCUUCACUUCAUUGCCCCAAAGCAAUGGGAACAGAUGACCGGACAACACGAAAGCCUGCAGUGUCUUUUUAAAAGAUACCGGUCCAAAGAAAACAUUUGACGGGCAAGAUAAAAUUGGGUGAGACACUUCCUCCACAUUUUUCUGCUUUUAGCCUUUUACGCAGUUGCUGCUAAUCCCUGUGGCUUCCUGGUGGUUUGAAUGUCACAUCCACACAAAGGAGCAGAGACGUCAUUUUUUCUGGGCACGGAGGAGGUGGCUUUGCCACCAAACGGCAGGACCAAAUAGCAGCGAAUCAGCUUGCCGGCCGUAUUUAUUCCCCGGACUCUUUAAUGUGGGCUGUGCCCGUUUUGGUUUCAAGCUUUCAAAGGGCUUCUGGGAUUCUUCUCAUUCAUGUCUUGAAUGGUGCAUUGUAUGAAUUAAGGGUGUUAAUGUUUACAUUUCUAUCUGUACAGACUUUUUUUUUCUCCUGUUAUACAGUGAUAUAGGCCUUUCCGCAAUGUUUGCCUUUCUAUAAGUUGAGGGUGGUGGCGGGGAUGAUUUGGGGCUUGGAGAAGUAUCAUUUUUUAGACUGGCAGAUCUAAUCCUAACCCCGCCAGGU